This is a messenger RNA of Lucilia sericata (common green bottle fly), 718 nucleotides long. RefSeq lists its product as uncharacterized. Lineage: Eukaryota; Metazoa; Arthropoda; Insecta; Diptera; Calliphoridae. The transcript is spliced from 3 exons. The coding region runs from base 173 to 628 and encodes 151 amino acids. The record is from RefSeq and is a predicted model, not a curated record.
UUUUUUUGUUUUUUAUUGUUUUGUCAAUUAUACAUAAUUUUUUUCAGUGAGACACAUAAAAAUUAUUAAUUGCUGUGGAAAAUAUUAAAAUAAAUUAAUUGUGCCAUUUUUUGACCUUUAUAAAGUAAAAAUCUUAAAUAAACGAUUUGAAGUAAAUUAUAUAAACAAAACCAUGGAUAAUACAAAUUCAGUGCUAUUACCGCAUAUUUUAGAAAGUCUCAGUCAAAAACCUGAAUUAUGUGAUACCUAUGAAAAUCUUUGUGAAGAAAUUGGUUAUGUUUUGUCCUCUCACAACUUGAAACAACAAUAUGGCAAUGUUGAAAAUGCCUUGGAAAGUGCUUUAGAUGUGGGCCGAAAUUUGGGUAUAAUAACACUAACAGACGAUCUAAUAAGGGUGCCAUUUAAUCUAAGUAAAAGUGCUAAGGGUGCAGCAGCAGGAAAAAAGAAGAGUGCAGUCAAACCUAUUUUAUCACCCACAGAUGAAUCGGAAAACUUUAUUAUGCAACCCAGACGUACACAUACUGUACGACCAGCCAUGAUACCACAUGGCCGCCGAUCUAGAAGAAUUUCACGAAGUCGUCGUCGUAGACGUAGUGGUAGACGUCGUUCUCGUUCUAGACGUCGUUAAGUAAAUGUCUUUCUAAAAUAUCGUAAUAAAUGUUGUUAAAACAAAUUUUUUUUAUAAUAAAAUUGCUAAUGUACUUAUGUUUUAUACAUA